Cladocopium goreaui is the source of this 1353-nucleotide messenger RNA. The record is from the annotation of a GenBank genome assembly. NCBI's taxonomy places the organism in Eukaryota, Dinophyceae, Suessiales, Symbiodiniaceae.
AUGUGCUCAUUUUUGCUUCUGUUCCUAAUUUUGAUUGUGGGAUUUGAUCUUCUUCGCGAUUCCACUCCUUACUGGAACACAGAAGCGUCGGGCCCGACGCUUACGACAGGGCGCCAGGAUCGACAAUUUCUCAAAAAGAUGGAUUUGCAGAUCGAACAGCAAGACCUCUGGCCGUGGAGAUGUGGACGUUGUCAGAGGAUCAACAAAAAGACAGCUAUAAAGUGCGCAGUAUGCAGUGCGCACUGGACGAGUGGAACUCGUCACAGUACCCAGCCGAAGUCAUCAGCGGGACAUCAUGGAGAUGCAACGCGUUGGCAGGACUGGGACGAAUGGUCCCAGGAUUGGGACGAUGCAUGGGGAGACCCACAGGAAGCCUGGAGAUGGACAAGAGAAAGAUCGCAAGCAAGGUCUCAAUCACAGGCAAGCACCAGAAGCAACAAAUCAGAUGCGUAUCAGCACAAAGGACGCAAACAGAAGAGCCAAGGGAAGGGGAAAAACACACAGAGGAAAGGAACAGGCAAGGAGACACAAGGAAAUAUGAGCUCCUCUCCUUUCUCGCCCUUGGCCACAGACAUGCCGCCUUGGCCUCCCCUGGAGAACAGUUCCAACGCUCCCAUGCCAACGGUAGCGCAAGCGUCAGCAGCGCAAGUGACAGACACCAUUGCGCAGAAAAAGGAAGUGCUGGGAGCAUUGAGAGCAGCCUAUACCGAUCAGUCAUUGAUGCCACAGGACACCAAGGACCUCAUCGCCAAGCUGGAGACAGAAAUAGAGAAAUUAGAAAAAGAAUUCAGCAAGGCCACCACCAAGAACCUGCACUCAGCCACCAAGGCCCUUGGCAAGGCACAGAAAACAUUGACCGAGACCUUGGAAGCCAAAAGAAUGCAUCGUGCAAGGUGGACAAAACAUGUGGCCGAGGCAGCCAAGACAUGGGAAGGGCAGCUGCACGAAUAUCGGCAGCAGCAAUCAGCCUUCCAAGAUGUAGCGGCAAAGGCAAGAACAGACAUAGAGAGUGCAAGAAGUGCGAUACAAACUCUCUCUGCAAAAGCCACGCAAGCUACCUUGGCCGCAAUGCCACCCAUCUCGGCUAUCAGUGCAGAGACAGAAGACCUGACGGGAGAUGCAGACAAGGAAGAGGAGUCGGCGCAACAGCAAUUGCAGACCAUCCUACAGAGCUGUGCAGCCUCACUAGGCAUGGAUCUUGCUGUCACCGUCAGUCCACAGAUAGCUGCAGAUCAGAUGGAGGACAAAGAAACAUCAGAUCAAGCGCGUCAGAAAAGGCCCCGCUCCAUGGAACCCUUUGGAGGUGGUGGUGCGCAAUCUGCCUCACAUGGGGAAGAUGGACAGAAAUCGUGA